This is a messenger RNA of Grammomys surdaster, 3067 nucleotides long. RefSeq names its product aldehyde dehydrogenase 3 family member A2 (gene Aldh3a2). The transcript has 10 exons. Lineage: Eukaryota; Metazoa; Chordata; Mammalia; Rodentia; Muridae. Gene Ontology annotation, biological process: aldehyde metabolic process. The record is from RefSeq and is a predicted model, not a curated record. The coding region runs from base 176 to 1630 and encodes 484 amino acids. Gene Ontology annotation, molecular function: aldehyde dehydrogenase (NAD+) activity. Gene Ontology annotation, cellular component: cytoplasm.
ACUUUGUCGUUAGCGGAGGAGCGCUGAGGUUUGGCCCACCCCGGGGCCAAGUCUGGGCCAGUAGGCUGAUGGGACGCAGCAGCGGAAAGUAGCAGUGAGCUGUGGCGUCAUCCAGAGCAGCAUCUGGUAUCUUGCUGCCUCACCUGCCUCUCUCCGCGUUCUCCUCAGCCCGGCCAUGGAACGCCAGGUCCAACGGCUUCGCCAGGCGUUCCGGUCCGGCCGAUCCCGGCCGCUGCGCUUCCGAAUGCAGCAGCUCGAGGCCCUGCGGAGGAUGGUGCAGGAGCGCGAGAAGGACAUCUUAGCAGCCAUCGCGGCAGACCUGAGCAAAAGUGAACUCAAUGCAUACAGUCAUGAAGUCAUUACCAUCCUUGGGGAGAUUGAUUUUAUGCUGGCGAAUCUUCCUGAAUUAGCUUCUGCUCGACCGGCUAAGAAGAACCUGCUUACCAUGAUGGAUGAGGCCUAUGUCCAGCCAGAGCCUCUGGGAGUCGUACUGAUUAUUGGAGCUUGGAACUACCCUUUUGUUCUGACCAUGCAGCCGCUGGUGGGAGCCAUUGCUGCAGGAAAUGCUGCCAUUGUUAAGCCCUCGGAACUCAGUGAAAACACUGCCAAGCUCUUGGCUGAACUCCUCCCUCGGUAUUUAGACCAGGACCUGUACGUGAUUAUUAAUGGCGGUGUUGAGGAAACCACGGAGCUUCUGAGGCAGCGGUUUGAUCACAUUCUCUAUACAGGAAACACUGCAGUUGGAAAAAUUGUCAUGGAAGCUGCUGCCAAACAUCUGACCCCUGUGACCCUGGAACUCGGGGGGAAAAGCCCAUGUUACAUUGACAGAGACUGUGACCUGGACAUUGCUUGCAGACGCAUAACCUGGGGAAAGUACAUGAAUUGUGGUCAAACCUGUAUUGCUCCUGACUAUAUCCUAUGUGAAGCUUCCCUCCAGGAUCAAAUCGUACAGAAGAUUAAGGAUACAGUGAAGGACUUCUAUGGGGAAAAUAUAAAAGCGUCUCCUGACUAUGAAAGGAUCAUCAAUCUUCGUCACUUUAAGAGGAUACGAAGUUUGCUUGAAGGACAGAAAAUAGCUUUUGGAGGGGAGACUGAUGAGGCCACACGCUACAUAGCCCCAACCAUACUUACUGAUGUUGAUCCUAACUCCAAGGUGAUGCAAGAAGAAAUUUUUGGACCAAUUCUUCCAAUUGUGUCUGUGAAAAACGUAGACGAAGCCAUAAAUUUCAUAAAUGACCGUGAAAAGCCCUUGGCACUCUACAUAUUUUCUCAUAACAAUAAGCUCAUCAAACGGGUGAUUGAUGAGACGUCCAGUGGUGGAGUGACAGGCAAUGAUGUCAUCAUGCACUUCACUGUCAACUCUCUGCCCUUUGGAGGUGUGGGUGCCAGUGGAAUGGGGGCUUAUCAUGGAAAAUACAGUUUUGAUACCUUUUCUCAUCAGCGUCCCUGUUUGCUAAAAGGGUUAAAGGGAGAGAGUGUUAACAAGCUCAGGUACCCUCCCAACAGCGAGUCCAAGGUCAGCUGGGCUAAGUUCUUCCUGCUGAAGCAGUUCAACAAAGGAAGGCUGGGAAUGCUGUUACUUGUGUGCUUAGUCGCGGUUGCAGCUGUGAUCAUCAAGGAUCAACUGUAAAAAACUUCCUCAUAGCCUCUACUGAAGUAUCCCUCUACUAAAUGGUUAACAAACCAAUACUUUUAAAAUUGUACCCAAACCUGGAAAUUCACAGAUGUACUGCAAUCAAAUCUAAGUUGUUGCCACAAACGGCUAAAGAAACUCAGUGUUUGAGCCAAAUCUCAGCACUUGUCAGCAGUGCCGGUGCGGAGAGGAUGUAGACGGGGCUGGGGGAGAACACGCCACACUAGAUCCCAGUCCGUGGCCGGCCGUAUGUCAGGGAGACUCACUAACUCCUCCCUGACCUCUUUACUCCAGUCCAUAGCUCUGCCCACUCCAGUGUCAACACCACCCAGCUGUCCAGCUGUCCUCUGCUGUCUGGAUUGCUGAGGUCAGGUCUUCCCAGCUCCUGUUAGGGAUUGAGGUACUAAACCUGGGCAGGUCGGUGUGCUCACCUCGUCCACUGUGGCUUGAGACCGGCCUUCAGGAGUCGGCUCGCCAGUUAAACAUCUUUUAUUAUUCAUAGAGCAUCACCCAAAGUGUACGUGUUUGUGACAGUCUGUCGUGACUGUCCCAGUGCCUUCGUGAUGACCUAAACUACACUGAGCCUCUUGCCAAGAAGCAGUGCUUUCUUUGUGAAUGCCACUCAGAGCCUCUUGCAGUCACAGCUGUUCCAGAGCCUGAGGCCAGAAGAUUCCUGAGCCCAGGAGUUUAAGGCUAACCUAGGCAACAUGAUGGGAACCCUCCCCCAUUCUUCAUAAAAAUCCCCUCAAGAUCCUCAAGUUGAAUGUUCUAGAUCUUCAAGGAUAAAUCUGCUUCUUUUCAUAGCACAAUGUGAGGAAAUUUUACUUUUUAAAUCUUAGAGAGAUUACUACAGAUCUUAAAGCAUGGAGCCCGGUCCUGCGGUGAAGAGGGGGUUAUUAGACCCGGGGCUUCAGAACUCAGGGGACAGGGAUUGUUGGAGAAGAGUGUGAGCUGAUGGGACACACUGAAGGGAUAGGAUGGCCAGAAGUGCUCCCGAGCAAGCGGGUCUUGUCAGAUCCUAACGUGGCCAAAGGGGGAUGUGGCAAAGAGAUGCCUGUGAAACUCGGCUUCCUGCUGCCAGGGCCUGGCUGGGCCCGAAGCGCCAAGCUACAGAGCCCUCACUGCCUUCCCGGGAUCCAAAUUAAGACUGGGCCCACUCAGUAAGAAUGUAACUUGCUUAUUGAAUGUACAACCAUGUUUACUGAGUAAUCUGUUCCACUGUUGAAGCUGUCUAAAGUGUAUUGUAUGAGGUAUCAACAAAUCAUUUAGCAAAUAGUUGCUUAAGUAGUGAUUGUCUAUGGAGUAAUCAUAAAAUAUUCUGCACAAAAUUUCAAUGUUAAACUUGCACUUACUGUUGUUAUAUCGUACCUUCUAGUCAGGCCAGAAUAUUUACAUACUCUACUGAUCUCCAAAAUAAAUGUAUUUCAUAAAUUA